ACCUAUCUCUUUCUCUUUUCUUCAUCUCUACCUCUUCUUGCUUAUGCCUGUCUGCCGUGUAUCGAAAUCGAAGUUCAAUUCAAAGAAUCGUUUAACACCGUACGAUCCGAUUCGGCAGAGUAAUAAAGUAAUUUGAAAUUUUAAAUCGUGCGCGAAAAUCGUACCACGCGACCUAUAGAUCGAAAGUGCAUGUUCAAUGAAUUGAUUGUCAGUGCGAUUUUUCAUCGUCAAAUAACGCGCGUUAGAAUCAAUUUUAAUAUAAACGAAUACUGCAUUGUUAUUAAAAAUACAUAAAUAGAAAUUCUCAUAUAUACAUGUACAAUCGUAGGGGGUAAUAAUUGUAGAUUGUAUGGACUGUGUAAAAAUAAAUUUCUGAGAAGUGCGAAGAAAUUUUCUGUUAAGUCGACGAGAAGGAGAAGAUACUGGACGAGUUAUUUAUGAGAUCUAUUUUCACGCAAGUUGUGUGUUACCUUAGUGGCCUAAAAAUAUCAGUGAAAUUUGAUUAGGCACAGCUUGAUGGUUCAGUAAUAAUACUUAUUUGAAUUGUUUAAAGGUAAUGGACAUUAAAUCACCGAUUAACUCUUUUGUAAAAAACAUUGAGCAAAACGCGAAGAAAGUAUUUUCAUCAUCGGCUAAGGAUAAUGAAGGCAAUCGUUCACCCCGAAAGAAUUUUACGCCGGUUCGAAUUAAAGAGGAAGAAACCGAUAAUGAAAUUCAGGAAUAUGCAGCAACAACAAUGAGUGAAUUAUUAGGCUGGUAUGGCUAUGAUAAAGUGGAUAGUGGUUGUACAAAACGUUUGAACUUGGACCACUUUACAUCUAAUACAAAGGAUAAUCAAAUGCAUCAAAUGGACCAAAACAUUGCAUCAAACAAAUUAGUAUUAAGAGAUUCAGUAUCACCAAGUGCUUUCAAUUCACCUUCUGAAGUUUCAAGCUUACCAUUGCCAUGUUCUGAAACUAUGAACAGGCAAUUAUCAUCUCCAGUGGAAUUAAAAACACUGUCAUUUGAUUCUACAUCUAAAUUUCCUUACCAAAAUUGUAAAAACUCUACUUUUUCAGAUAAUGAAAUAAGAUGUUCCUGGUGUGGUAGAACAAUAAAAACAGGAACUUCAGAAGAAAUAAAUUCUCUUUCUAAUAAUACAAUAAAUGCUCUGAGACACUUUUGUAGCGAAGAUUGUUUUAUAGCUGGUAGAAGAGCAGUUUUUAAACAAGCAAAAACAUGUGACUGGUGUAGGCAUAUAAGAAAUCCAAUUAGUUAUGUUGGUUUUCAGGAUAGUGAAAGUCCAUUACAAUUUUGUAGUGACAGAUGUUUAAAUCAAUACAAAAUAAACAUUUUCUGCCAUGAAACCCAAACUCAUUUGAUGCUUCAGGGUUUGAAUAAUGCUUCCUUUCACGACACAGAGAAAGGUAGUUUAAUAACUCCAGAACUUUGGUUUAGAAAUUGUCAAUCACCGCUAAAUAGUCCUACAGAUGAUACAUUUGUAGCUGACAACAAUUUAAUUUAUAAUUUAUCAACCCCUAUGCCUAAUAAUGGAACAAAGGAAAUGGAUGAAAAUAGUAAUGAAGGACCAAUAUCUAAUUCAAAAAUUUCGACAAAGAAAGAUUCAAUUUACAUGAAAAAACAUUCAAAAAGCAAUAAUUGUAAUGAGAAAAAAAAUUUUCAUAAAGGAGUUAAUGAAAGUGACGUCAAUGAAUGUGUUAAAGAACAAACUCUAGCAAAUGAAGGAAACAAAUGUUGUCAUUUUAUGGGUAAUCAAAAUUAUUGCAGUGUUAAUGUUUCACAAACAAAUGACUACAAAAGUUUCAAGGAAAACUGUAACUUGAUGGGUAUCAUAAAUUAUAAUUUAUGUAAUCAUCAACAAAAUGAUAGUAUGAUUGGAGGAAAAAAUAUACAAGAGAAAGAUCAUAAUUCAUUGGAGGACAUACUAAGAUCAUCACCUUGGUUUUCAAAGACAGCUACAUCUUUAACACAAUGUCCACUUUUACCUAAAACUUGUACACAUAAAUUGAAUCAAACAUUGAAUCAAAAUCAAAUAGGUGUAAGUUCAAGAACACCUGUACAAUCUAGUCAAAUUAAUUCUUCAAUUCAUUCAUCACCUGUAACACUUUUAUCUCCUGUUACAGUUUUAGCACCAUAUCCUAUACCUAUACCUAUACCUAUUCCAAUCCCUAUUCCUGUUCCCAUAUCAGCACCGAUUCUUAAUGACUUUGUAACUGAUAAACAAGAAGACUUUACAAGCACUGAAGAUUCAAAAUAUGAAGAUAUAAAAUGUCAAGACAUAGUGGAAGAUAAAUGUCUUGUACCACAGAAGUCACAAUUAAAUGGAAGUGGAACUAUGACAGUGACAAAAAGUACAUCAAAAUCAAUGAAAUGUUCUAACAUCAAUAAUGAAAGCAAUGAUAACUUACGGCAAUUGAAACAUCAUACAAAAUCAUUAAGAAAAAGAAAACACUCUAAUGAAAUUAUUAAUGAUAAACAUAAGGAUAAACUAAAGAAAAGAAAUAAGUUUAUAGCAGUUUAAAAGACAAUUUAUAAAAGAUAUCUUUUUUAUAAAAU
Molecule: messenger RNA, 2556 nt
Organism: Osmia bicornis bicornis
Lineage: Eukaryota; Metazoa; Arthropoda; Insecta; Hymenoptera; Megachilidae
Gene: Sobp
Exons: 5
Coding region: 557-2521 (654 amino acids)
Biological process (GO): animal organ development
Cellular component (GO): nucleus
Source: RefSeq, a predicted model, not a curated record